AUCGUUAACAGUUCAACAUCAUCGCACUGAAGUGAUCCGCUAAGGCAGUGCAUGCUGAAGUUUCUGCUGCCCAAGAGAACAAAACGGAUAUUCACAAGUCAACCAUCAGCUUCUCUUCGUGUAAUCUCACAAGGGCUCAACAGCAGACGGAUUCCUUUCUUUUUUGGUAAAUGAAGUCCCACCAAGUGUGGGACGGAGAAGCGACGGUGGUCUUGCUGUAAAAGAAACUUUUGCGAAUAAAUAUAAUUGUCAGUGGCUUCAAGUGGCGGACUUUGAUUUUCCCAGCGGCGUGUUUGGAGUCGUGCUGGGCUGGCAGAAAUGGGGACGCGGAUACGUGCCCAUAAACUCACUCUUUUUAUCAUCCCUUUGAUAUUUACAUCGCACGUGUUUAAUGUGGUUCAGAGCUCUAAAGUGUGGGAUGAGGUGCCCUUUCCAGAGGAUCUAGAGGAAAACAAGCGGCCGGGAGGUUUUGUGGAUGAUGAAGAGUACUAUGAUCCUUCAGGAGAUAUCAGUGGAGAAGAGGAUGGAAGCACCCCCGAGCCGAGCACGGUUGAACCAGGCAUACCUAUAACAAUUUACUAUCGGGCACUGGUGAACUUCACAAACUCAUUCCAGUAUGGGCCUGAACUUGAUGACAUCUACUCUCCUGCUUUCAUAGAGAUCUCAUCUGCUGUUGUCGAUACGCUUGAGUCUGACUACAACAGGAUACCAGGACAGCAGACAGUCAAUGUGGUUCUCAUUAAGAAAAUUGACAAAGAUGUGUUUGUGGAGCUGGACGUCGGCUCGGAUAAUAACUCUAAUGAAACACAGAUCAGUGAUGUCCUGUUCUCAGUGGUUAAAGACGGCACUAUUGCCUCUUACGAUACCUCAGUAAUAGGCUUCCAGUUCAGACGGCUUGGAGAAGCUGAUACUCCUCCUCCUGUGGAGCCCAUCGUUGUGCCAGUGAUUCCCAGUGCCAGAGAUUGCUUGUCAGAUGAGUUCAGAUGUCAGGAUGGGCUUGCGUGUAUCCCUGUGGAGUAUGUGUGUGACAAACGGCCUGACUGUAGUGACUUGAGUGAUGAAAUGAACUGUGGUGUUCCUGUACGCCCUACUCCACCUACGCCUCCUAAAACCAGACCCCCACCUGGCCCAGGACCCUGCCGUGCAGACCAGGCUACCUGUCAGAACGGACAGUGUAUCUCACGGGAUUACGUGUGUGAUGGUGAAACGGACUGCACUGAUGGCAGCGACGAGUUCAGUUGUGGAACUCAGUCUCCCUGUGAACCCAAUGAGUUUAAGUGUCAGAACGGCCGCUGUGCCCUGAAACUGUGGCGUUGUGAUGGGGAUAAUGACUGUCAGGACAACUCAGAUGAGAUGAACUGCCCCACUAAACGUCCAGGGGACACAUGUGCCCCAGAGCAGUUUGUGUGUUUGUCUGACCGCACAUGCAUUCCUGCCAGUUACCAGUGUGACGAGGAGCCGGACUGCGCCGACCGCUCUGAUGAAUAUGGCUGUGCACCUCCCACUGUGACCGUCCCGCCAGAAGAGUCCAUCACAGCAGCGCGGGGAGACACUGUGACCUUUACUUGUUCUGCCAUUGGUGUGCCUGUUCCCAUCAUCACAUGGCGUCUUAAUUGGGGACACUUACCAACCAAUAGCAGAAUCACAAUGAGCAAUGAGAAUGGGCGAGGAACGAUCACCAUCCGUGACGUGAAGGAAGGUGACCAGGGCGCGUACACCUGUGAGGCCAUCAACGCUAAAGGCCUAGUGUUUGCCAUUCCUGAUGGGGUCCUCAGCCUGUCUCAGAGACCAAACCCAGUUGUGUCAUCCUCUCUGUACGUGUUAGCAGGUAACUGCCGUGAUGGGCACUUUAGCGUGGGCGGUCACUGCAUGCCAUGCUUCUGUUUUGGCAUCACAAAGAACUGUCAGAGCACCGGUCGCUACCGCAGCCAAAUCACACUGCGCUUCACAGAGGAGGAUGACUUCAAAGGAGUCAAUGUGUCACUUCCGAAUCAUCUAAGCACUCCACCACAUCUCUCCAACACUCAGAUGUUGAUCAAUCCAGAGAGUGAGGAGUUCCAGCUAGUGGAUCUGUCUCGCCAUUUCCUCGAUCAAGACACCUAUUGGUCUCUGCCUCGCCAGUUCCUGGGCAACAAGGUCGACUCGUAUGGAGGUUAUCUGAAGUUUAAGGUGAGUUACUCACUGCAGCGAGAUGGAUCGCAACCGAAGGAGAAACCUGAUGUUGUGCUGAGCGGCAACGGGCAGAAAUAUAUUUACCGCAGAGGCGACCCCACUUUACCUGACACAAUCAACCAUAGAGAGAUCAAGUUUACAGAGGAAAACUGGCAGCACUCUUCAGGACGAGCAGUAACUCGUGAUGACCUCAUGAUGACCUUGGCCAAUUUGGAGAGCAUCCACAUUCGCACCAUUUAUGACAACCGCAUGGCCAGUGUCGGUCUGAGUGACAUCAGCAUGGAUACCACCAGCAAAGAAUUCACCCUGCAGGAGAACCCGAGAGACGUGGAGGAGUGCAGAUGUCCUGCUGGGUAUUCAGGCCUGUCUUGUGAGUCCUGCUUCCCUGGUUUCGAGCGGGCACCUGGACCCUACCUGGGCAUCUGCGCUGGCUGUUACUGCAAUGGUCAUGCCAGUGCCUGCGACCCUAUUAGUGGACACUGUCUGAGUUGUCAGCAUAACACAGAAGGACCUCAGUGUGACAAAUGCAAGCCUGGCUUCUUCGGUGACCCAAGUCGAGGACGAUAUGAUGACUGCAAACCCUGUCCUUGUCCAUACACAGAGACUUCUCGACGGCUUUCAGAUACUUGCUUCCUGGACCAUGACAACCAGGCAACAUGUGACGCCUGCAGACCCGGUUACACAGGGCGACGUUGUGAGAAAUGUGCUCCAGGAUAUGAUGGCAACCCUAUUCAGCCCAAUGGCAAAUGUGUUCCUGCUGCUAGCCUGAUUUCCAAGUGUGACAACAGAGGAACCAUCAAUCCCAUCAGCAAACCAUGCUACUGCAAGGCCAAUGUGGUUGGUGCUCUUUGUGAUGAGUGUAAGAAUGGCGCUUUUAAUUUGGCAGCUGAUAAUCCUGAAGGUUGCAUGCAGUGUUUCUGUAUGGGAGUUACAAAACAGUGUGCCAGUUCAACCUGGAGCAGAGAUCAGGUUCGAGGUGGUGUCAAUGGCCAGCUCUUCACCCUUUCCAAUGCAGCAAACACUAGGACCAUCUCUGAGGGCAUCACCCAGAGAGCAAGUUCAGAGGUGGUCUACCGAUCCUUCACCAGUAUCCCUACUGACAUCUACUACUGGGUCCUGCCUCAGAAUUUUAGAGGGGACAAGGUCACAACAUAUGGUGGAGAACUGCAGUACAGUAUGCAUUAUGAGCCACAGGCUCGUUCACUAGUGAUUGAUAGACGACCUGAUGUGGUUCUCCAAGGCAGCAGCAUCGUCCUGGAGCAUUAUUCACUGACCAAACCACUUCCUAGAGUACCAGCCACAAUCACCGUGCCUUUUAGAGAGUCUGCAUGGAGACGGUCAGAUGGGCAGCCAUGUACUAGAGAGCACCUGCUGAUGGCUUUGGCCGAUAUCAGCGUAUUUAUGAUCAGAGCGACUUAUGCAGACAAUAUGGCUGAGAGCAGUAUCUCCAAUUUACAAAUGGACAUUGCAGUGCCCCACUCUACAGGAAACGAGAGGGCUCUGGAGGUGGAGGAGUGCGCAUGUCCUCAAGGAUACACAGGACCUUCUUGCCAGGACUGUGAUGUCGGCUACACCCGUACACCGGGACUUUAUCUUGGCACCUGUGAGAAGUGUGACUGCCACGGGUAUGCCAGCGGCUGUGACUUAGAGACUGGAGAAUGCCUAAAUUGCCUACAUAACACGGUUGGGAGCCGCUGUGAAAACUGCCUUCCUGGUUUCUAUGGAAAUCCAAGGACUGGUGAUCCACAGGCAUGUAGACCCUGUCCUUGUACCUUCACCCUGUACUCCAGUAGCAAGCCUUCAUCUUGUUACCUGGACUCAGAUGGACAGCCCACAUGUGAAUGUCCUGCUGGUUAUACUGGAAGACGCUGUGAAAGAUGUGCCCCAGGAUAUACUGGCAAUCCCCAACUUGGACAAAGAUGCACUGAAGUCAGCAGUAAUGGUGAUUGUUACCGCUGUGACCAAAGUGGUAGCGAAGGAUGUAGCGCAACUGGAAUCUGUCGCUGCAAGAUGAAAGUUGAGGGUUCAACAUGUUCCACUUGCAAGCAAGGGACCUUCUACCUCAGUCCUGCUAACAAAGAUGGCUGUCUGUCCUGCUUCUGCAUGGGCGUCACCCAGCAGUGCUCCAGCUCCAGACACUAUAGAGAUGUGAUUUCCACCAUUUUUGCCCCUGGCAACUACCAAGGUUUUGCUCUUGUAAACCGCCAGCGCACCAACCGCAUUGACAGCGGCUUCUCCGUAGAGCUGUCCACAGAUGGAACACAACUCUCCUACACUAACUUUAACUAUCUUGGACAGGAGCCACACUAUUGGCAGUUACCCAGUGCCUAUCAGGGAGACAAGAAGUCUUACUCUGCUCGAACUAGACGAGCACACAAGCAUCCUGCUGAUGAAGUACGCAAACUUGAUGAUGAAAUCUGGUCAAUCAUCACUAAUUUCUCCAAUGGGCAGUCUCCCUUCUCAUUCUCUUCAUCCUCUCAAACUUCCCAUUCUUCAUUUGAUGCCCAGAGUUCUCUAUCUCGGUCAAGUGUGCGUGCCCCUUCUUUCCAUUCUAGUAUAACUUCCUCUUUAAGGGCCUCUGAGUCCCAUUCAAACGACCCAGGCCAUUCCUCUCACCCUGACUCAUCUCAGCAGGUGGAACAGAGAAAAAACACUGUUGGUCUCCCUAGAGGUCCACGACCUGGCCCUUCUAACAAGUAUGUUUUGGUCUACAAUGGUUUCAGCUUGCACCCAGAUGACGUGCUCUUCUGGCAGCUCCCGGAGCAGUUCAAAGGGGUUAAGGUUGGUGCAUAUGGUGGAAAGCUGAAAUACACCAUCUCCUAUGUACCAGGACCCCGGGGUUCUCCAAUAGAAGAUGCUGAUGUUCAGAUUAUUGGUAAUGACAUCACGCUGGUGGCACGGCAACCAUGGAGAAGGGGGCAUGGAGCCAGAGAGUCACAGGACUUUGAGAUUGUUUUCAGAGAGGAACACUGGCAGCGUCCCGAUGGCAUGCCGGCAACCCGGGAACACCUGAUGAUGGUGCUCGCGGACCUCGAUGACAUCUUGAUCCGUGCCUCGCAUCACUCAGAGAUGCGCUCAUCCAGUAUCUCAGGGGUCCACAUGGAUAUCGCUGUGCCGGAGUACACUGGUCUGGCCCAGGCUUUGGAGGUGGAGCAGUGCCAGUGUCCUCCUGGUUACCAUGGUCUGUCCUGCCAGGACUGCUCUCCUGGAUACACUCGCACAGGAGGGGGCUUGUACCUUGGCCACUGUGAGCUGUGUGAAUGUAACGGCCACACGGACUCCUGUCACCCAGAGACUGGCAUCUGCACGAACUGCCAACACAACACCAAGGGUGAGCUCUGUGAACAGUGUGCUGACGGCUUCUUUGGAGAUCCAACUGCUGGAACCCCUGAGGACUGCCAAGCAUGUGCCUGCCCCGGCACUGACCCUGACAACCAGUUCUCUCGUACCUGUGAAAGUCUGGGUAACGGAGACUACCAGUGCACUGCCUGUCAGCCCGGCUACACUGGCCAGUAUUGUGAACACUGUGCGCCUGGUUAUGUUGGAAAUCCACAAGCAAGAAUCCCCUGCCGUAGUGUUGCUGCGUCUCUAGUGGUGAAGGUGUAUCCAGAAAGGGUUCAGGUGGCGCAGGGAAUCCCAGUCACUCUCAGGUGCCAGGUGUCUGGAUAUCCACCACACUAUUUCCGCUGGUCCCGUGAGGAUGGACGCCCAAUCUCCAGCACAGCAGAGAGACGCAGACAAGGAGAGGAGUUGCAUUUCCCCAGUGUGCAGCCUAGUGAUGCUGGCAUUUACAUCUGCACCUGCCGAGACCAACGCAGCUCCAAUAGAAGCAAAGCAGAGAUUGUUGUUACAACCUUACCAUCCAAACCGAUUGAGGUCUUUAUUGAGGAGCCCAAACGACAGAGUAUAAAUGUGGGAUCUACAGUGAGCUUCAUCUGCACAGCCAAAAGCAAGCUGCCAGCGUACACCCUGGUUUGGACCCGCAAUGGCAUCGGCAAGCUGCCUAACCGGGCCAUGGAUUUCAAUGGAAUCCUGACCAUUCAGAACGUGCAGCCUGAGGACGCAGGCAUCUAUGUUUGCACAGGCUCCAAUAUGCUUGGCAUGGAUGAGGGCACAGCCAGACUCCAUGUCCCAGAGGCUUCUCAGUCACAGAUGUUUUACACAGCCUAUGAGAUGUUUGAAGGACAUAGAAAGCCUACUGAAGGGGCCCAGCCGGUGGCCACAGUAAAUCCACCUGUGCUGACAGUCAAACAGGGCCAGCGGGCAGAGUUCCGCUGCACAGUGACUGGCAACCCCACCCCUGCUGUGGAAUGGAUAGGAGGUCCCGGAAAGCGAAUCGGCUCAAAAGCCGUCAUUCGUAACGGGCUGCUGACCAUCCCAUCGGUGGAUCACGUGGAUGACGGCGAGUACAUUUGCAAGGCCCUGAACACACAUGGCGAGCACACAGCCCGAGGAGUUCUUCAUGUUCAAAGUACAAGUCAACCUCACGGUCUACCCCACGUACAAGUGAGCCCUCCACGGGUGGAAAUUCACGAGGGUGAGACUUUACGGUUGUACUGCAGGGCCGUUGGCAGUCCCACCCCUGCCCUCACAUGGAAGAAGAGAGGUGGUUCACUGCCGCCACAGGCAAUUCCUUCUCACGGUUUCCAUCAGGUUAAAAGCAACAGUCUCGAUGUGUUACAGAGACGUAUUGAGGAGCUACAGGCCCGCCUGGAGCGCACUGACAUCGGCACUCUGUUCGUACCCAAUAUCAGGUCGUCUGAUGCAGGCACAUAUCUCUGUGUUGGAACCAACACUGUUGGUUCCUCAGAAGCUCAUAUUGAGGUCUUUGUCAAAAGAGGAGAAAUCAUCCCCUCUGGAGUCACCAUCCAGCCCUCUAUUGCUUCUGUAAUGGAGGGAGAGACUCUAGAUCUCAAUUGCAUCGUCCCAGGAACCUCUCCAGCAUCUGUCAAAUGGAGCAGGGCAGGUGGCCUGCUGUCAUCCAAUCAUCAGGUUUUGGGAACUCAGUUGCGGAUCCUGCAGGCCUCUGCAGAUGACACUGGAGAAUAUAUCUGUCAGGUCGAGGGUGGCCCAUUCCCCCGUCAGGCUUCUGUGUCUGUGUCUGUGACGUCCAGCUCCUCCCGUCUCCAGAGCCCCAUUAUCUCCAUUGAGCCUCAUAGCACAGCAGUGAAGCUGGGCGAGUUAGCGAGCUUCAGGUGCAGGGUCCACAGCGGAGCCCAGCCGGUGCGUUUGGAGUGGAAACCCACCAACAACCUGCCUCUGCCAGAUAAUGUGAAAAUUGGACCUGACAAUUCAGUCAUGACUAUUACCAAUGCUCAAGCCAGAAACCAGGGCACCUAUCGCUGCGUGGCCAGCAACCUGUUUGGAAUGACCCACAGCAUUGCAUCACUCAUUGUGAGAGAAUCUCCUAAGGCUGUAGUGACCCCUGCAGGUCCGAUGCGAAUCAGGAUCGGCGAUCCCAUCAAUCUCGAAUGCCAGGCUGCUGGAGAGCCAAGACCCUCUGUCAGAUGGCACAGACUGGACAACAACCGCAAGACGAUGCUGAGCAGCCCCGUGCCUGCCGAUUCCAGUGCUGUCAUGCAGAUCUUAGUUGCACGGCCUGAAGACAGUGGCACAUAUGUGUGCACUGCACAGAACAACCAAGGGAUAACUGAAACUCGAGUGGAGGUGUUUGUUGAAGGAGGGCCUCAGGUGCCAACUGUUCCCCGUGCCAGCGUACGUGAGCCUAUGAUAGUUGUGGUAGAGGGAUCAACAACAACACUUCGUUGUGAUGCCCAUGGAUUCCCAAAGCCCACCAUCACAUGGUCUAAAGAACGGUCGUCUUUGCCUUGGAGACACAAAAUUGUUGACAACAGCCUGAUCUUAACUAAUGUGGGCCGUCAGGACUCUGGUCAAUAUGUCUGCAACGCUACUAACCACAUGGGCACCAGUGAAGUCACAAUCAUGCUGGAAGUAGACACCCCACCCUAUGCCACUUCCUUGCCCGAUGACGUGUCUGUGCGAGUGGGUGAAGUAAUCCGACUGCAAUGCCUGGCCCAUGGCACCCCACCCCUGCGUUUUGAGUGGACCAAGGUCAAUGGCAGCUUGCCUCCUAGUGCUCAGCAGCAAGGAGGAGACCUCCAGAUCAACCUGGCCAAGGAGAGCGAUGCUGGGACAUACAAGUGUGUGGCCAGCAACAAGGUUGGCAAGAGUGAAGCGCAGGCCAGAGUGUCUGUUCGAUCACCCCUGUCAGUGAAAGUGUCCCCACAGGUGGAAGUGAAGGCUCUGGGCAGUGCUGUGGAGUUCACCUGUGCUGCUAAAGGAGGGUCUCACAUUGAGAUUGAGUGGCUGAAGGAGGGAGGAGUUCUUCCACCAAAUCAUCACAUUAAAGACGAAGUGCUCAGAAUGGUGGUAUUUGUGAGGACUCUACAGCCAGUCUCUACAAAUGCAGUUGCCAGAGAGGAUACACAGGAAGCAACUGUCAGUCAAGCAGUUCUGCGCAGUCAGGAGCCCAUGUCUCUGGGUCAGUGGCAUCGCGUGGUGGCCGAGCGGCUCAAUAAGGAUGGUUCCUUGAAAGUGGACCAUGCACGAGAGAUCACAAGGUCUUCUCCAGGCAAGGCACAGGGCCUUAAUAUCCACACACCCAUGUAUCUGGGAGGAGUGCCCAGCAUGGACAUCCUGCCCAAACCCGCAAAUGUUAGCAUGCUCUUUGAUGGAUGCAUAGGAGAGGUCUUCAUCAAUGGAAAGAAGUUGGAUCUAUCAUACAGCUUCAUAGAGAGCAGAGCCAUCAGCCAGUGUAAAGAUGGCAAUCCAUGUGACCGCAGGCCUUGUCUGCACGGAGGCACCUGUAUGGCCAGUGCUGAGUAUGAGUACCAGUGCCUCUGCGCUGAAGGAUACGAGGGUGACCGUUGUGAAAUAGUGAGGGAGAGCUGUCGAUUCUCCUCUCAGUGCCAGAACGGUGGCAGCUGUGUGAAUAACCACUGUGUGUGUCCCGCCGGCUACACAGGCCGGCACUGUGAGAAAGGGCAGGAGUCCAGAUUCACCGAGGCACUGUGGAAUUUGGAGGGUAGUGGGGGAAAUGACUCGCCUAUUGAAUAUUCUGCAUAUUUCCAUGAUAAUGGAUAUCUGGCUCUUCCGAAGCCCAUGUUCCCACGAAGUGCUCCUGACUCUCCAGAGACUAUCGAGUUAGAGAUCAACACUGUCGCUAAAGACGGACUCGUCCUGUGGCAGGGAGUGGAGCCUGCAGGCGCUCUAAGCCUCCGUAAGAAGCAUGCUAGUAUAAAGGAACUAGGAGGUCAAGGAAAGGGGAAGGACUUCAUAAGUAUUGGUUUACAAAAUGGACAUAUUGUGUUUAGUUACCAGCUGGGCAGUGGAGAGGCUCAUAUUCUCUCCAGAGAGCCUGUCAAUGAUGGACAGUGGCACAUGAUCACUGCAGUCCGAACGGGUAAGCAGGGCUACCUUCAAAUCGAUGGAGGAUCUGUCCAACGUGGGCAAUCAGAAGGCAAAAGCAUCAUGGUGAACACCAAGGGCAACAUAUACCUGGGUGGAGCUCCAGACAUGAAAGCAUUGACCGGUGGGAAGUACUCAUCAGGUAUCACAGGCUGCGUGAAGAACCUCUCACUGAUGAACGCUCGACCGGGAGAACAGCCAGCACGACCUAUCGACCUGCAGGUCCACGCAGAGGAGGGCAUCAACGUGGAGCGCUGCUUAACAUAGACGCAGUACUAAAACACUAGCAGAGACUACAGAACUUUUUCCCCUCAUCCACAUUCACACUGAGAAACAUGCAUUUCUCAGACGCUUACAGGACAAACUACAGUCACACUUAAACAGAGACAUACACUGAUUCGUGUUUCUUGGUGCUUCACCGCAACCGAAAAAAACACACAAGAAAGGAUUCUUCGCUCUGUGCUGCAUUAAACCAAAAAAUAAGAAAAAUGUAUGAUAUUAACAAGUCUUCAAUUUUUCAGUGUUUUAUGCUCAAUCAAGGACCUAUUAACACAGAAGCUCCGAACAGUAGCUUUUUAGCCAUGAGAAAAAGAUGACAAAAAUGGUUUAAAAAAUAAACAUGAUGAGCCUUCUAUGGUGGGUCAGAUCCUAUGGAAUCGGAGAUGUUUUUACAGCACUGAAUUUUUAUUUAUAAGCAUAUUAAUCUAUAUAUAUAUAUAUAUUAUAUUUGUGGGGGAAAUGCAAGCUAACAUUAACCUGCUCAUUUGUUUUCCUAGCAGUGAUUCUAGGCUCUAACAAUGCGUGUCUGAGGUUUAGUGCCCGAGCUGUGUUAAUACUUGAAGACUCUGCUGCCUUCUUUUACUCUGUUUGAGGGCCGGUGGGGGCGAGCAUGCUUAGAUACCAUGAGGAACGGGUCUCUGUGAGGUCACAGCACAGAAGACGUCAAGACGCAUCUCAGGUGAAGA
Molecule: messenger RNA, 10565 nt
Organism: Sinocyclocheilus grahami
Lineage: Eukaryota; Metazoa; Chordata; Actinopteri; Cypriniformes; Cyprinidae
Product: basement membrane-specific heparan sulfate proteoglycan core protein-like
Exons: 76
Coding region: 319-9867 (3182 amino acids)
Molecular function (GO): protein binding; calcium ion binding
Source: RefSeq, a predicted model, not a curated record